CUGACAGCUAAUGAGAGGAGAGAGAAAGAAGGUGAAAAAUGAAAAUAUCCGUGUAGCGUGUGAAGGGAUGAGCCACGUCAUCAAGGAAAUUGAUUUUAAAGGGUCUUGUUCUUCCAUCUUCAGCGACCAACACCUGUGCAGCAAUUCUCUGUCACCAAAUUUGAUCUUUCUUUCUUUCUUUCUUUGGCGGGAAUGACAGAAACGGGGGUUUCUGAUAAUUUCAAGGGCUUAAUACUGGCGAUGGGUUCUAGUGCAUUCAUCGGUUCCAGUUUCAUCUUGAAGAAGAAGGGUCUUAAGCGUGCUGCUGCACGCGGUACUCGUGCAGGAGUUGGUGGCUAUACUUAUCUACUAGAGCCGCUUUGGUGGGCUGGCAUGGUGACAAUGAUUAUUGGGGAGAUUGCAAACUUUGUUGCUUAUAUCUAUGCUCCGGCAGUUCUGGUUACUCCCCUUGGUGCACUUAGUAUUAUUGUCAGUGCUGUUUUGUCUCACUUCUUGUUGAAGGAACGGCUUCCGAAGAUGGGGGUAUUGGGGUGUGUAUCCUGCAUUGUGGGAUCAAUUGUUAUUGUCAUCCAUGCACCACAAGAGCAAACUCCGAGUUCUGUCCAAGAAAUAUGGGAUCUGGCCACUCAACCAGCAUUUCUGUUUUAUGUGAUGGCAACAGUUUCGGUAGUUUUGGCCUUGAUCGUACACUUUGAACCUCGCUAUGGACAGACUAAUAUGCUGGUCUACUUGGGAAUUUGUUCAUUAGUUGGCUCACUUACGGUUGUGAGCAUAAAGGCCAUUGGAAUUGCAAUAAAGCUUACACUUGAUGGAAUAAGUCAAAUAGCUUAUCCUCAGACUUGGUUUUUUCUUACCGUGGCCACAAUCUGUGUCAUUACGCAGUUGAAUUACCUUAAUAGGGCUCUGGAUACAUUCAAUGCCACAAUUGUUUCUCCUGUAUAUUAUGUAAUGUUCACAACUCUUACUAUUAUUGCCAGUGCAAUAAUGUUUAAGGAUUGGUCCGGUCAGGAUGUCAGCAGCAUAGCCUCUGAGAUAUGUGGAUUCAUCACUGUUCUUACAGGAACAAUCAUAUUGCACAUGACUAGAGAACAGGAAGAAUCUAAUAUGCAAAAGACCUCAACAUGGUUUAUAGGUGAGGAUUUGAUGAAGGGUGUUGAGAAUGAACACCUGAUCCAUAUACAUGAUUCAGAUUACCUCGAACGUUGAAUUUUCCUUGGAGGUUAGGUUGAUGUUCGAGAACAUUUUCAAUCUGUGCUGAUACAAUGGCGUGAGCCUGCCCAUGGUCACAUGAUGUUUUGCAGUGUGGAUUGCUUGUCCUUGAGCUUAAUGAAUUCAAGCAUCGAUGGUGCUAUAGCUUUCUAACCAUUUCUCCGCAUGCUAUUUGCAUGCAGCUGUUGACUGGAGCCAUCUCAGAUUUCAAACGGAAAUGAGAUUGCUGUCUCAUUACAACAAAUGGAAUUUUUGGAGCGAUCUUAUGCCCUGUUCUAUUGUCCAUCUUAGCCAGUGUAACUUUUCUUAACACACACACACACAUAUCUUUUGGUAGGAAGUGAGCAAUUGUUUAUACAGUUCCGUCUGUAUUUCUCAUUUAAUUAACUAUUAGAUUUAUAGUUUCUUUUCUUGAAAUAGGUAAAUGAUAGAUCCGUUGGCUUCCGCUGAAAAUGUUGAGGAUAUUUAUUCUCCGAUCUUCUGCAGUAAAAAAUGAAUUAUUAUCUAUUUUUUUAUCCUCCAGACCUGAGGAUAUUAGCAAGCAAAGAUGACUUGAUACGGUUAUUCGCAUCAAAGAACCUGCUAGUGGAGUAGUGGUAGCGAGUUUAGCGUAUUUUUGCAUGGCAUCUAUCUUUGUUCUAUCCUCAUUCAUUCCUCACUUAUUUAUAAUACAAUUCGUUAAAUGGUUGCUUCGAUUCGAAGCGAACUA
Messenger RNA from Glycine soja, 1918 nucleotides. RefSeq names its product probable magnesium transporter NIPA6. Gene Ontology annotation, biological process: magnesium ion transport. The coding region runs from base 193 to 1206 and encodes 337 amino acids. The transcript has 9 exons. The record is from RefSeq and is a predicted model, not a curated record. Gene Ontology annotation, molecular function: magnesium ion transmembrane transporter activity. NCBI's taxonomy places the organism in Eukaryota, Viridiplantae, Streptophyta, Magnoliopsida, Fabales, Fabaceae. Gene Ontology annotation, cellular component: membrane.